This is a messenger RNA of Lingula anatina, 981 nucleotides long. RefSeq lists its product as uncharacterized. Lineage: Eukaryota; Metazoa; Brachiopoda; Lingulata; Lingulida; Lingulidae. The record is from RefSeq and is a predicted model, not a curated record. Gene Ontology annotation, cellular component: mitochondrial small ribosomal subunit.
GAGAGUUAACGAAAAAUGGCUGCGACCAUGCUGCUGAAACAUGUCAGAUUUUUCAGACGGAUUUAUCCCAACUUUUGCAGCAUUUCUCGCGCUUAUGCAUCUGAGACGAGUACACCACAACCCACAGCAUCUACAGAAAUAGACAGCUCGCCUGAUUCCAAAGAUCAAGAAAUAACUGAUACAAAACCUACGGAAAAUAUAUUUGCUGACAACGAGAACACGUUCUACUCCCUUCUGCGCCGCUCCAAAUGGAUGCAGCUCGGAGAUCCAAUGGGCAAGGAGGUAGUGGGCACGAUAAAGCAAAUCCAAGGGAAUGAUAUCUACAUAGAUAUAGGACACAAAUUCUAUUGCAUAUGCGAAAAACCAAGGAUCGAAGGAAGCUACUGGCACUACAGAAUCGGAAGUAAAGUCAGAGUAAGAUUAGAAGAUUUAGAAUUAGCUGCAAAAUUUAAGAUGGGCUACAAAUCUGUGACGGCGUUGGAAGCCAGUGGAGUGCUAAUGGGGCCACUGGGAGGGAAGGAUAUUGAAGAUCAGCUGGCCAACCCCUUGGGGACCUUGGACCCGGACAUCCUGCAGGGUUUGGACUUGUUUGAAGUUUCUGAAGAGUCAGAAGACGUUGACCAGGAAAUGGUGGAUCAGGCAUUGGAAGACUGGGGCAGAAGUGACAGGGACAAAGAUGACUCGGUCAAAAUUGACUUGGACGAAAGUGACUUGGACGAAGAUGACUUGGACAAAGAUGGCUGGGACAAAAAUGACUUGGACAGUGAUGAAUGGGACAAAGGCUUGGACAAAGUUGACUUGGACAUAGAUGGCUGGGACAGUGAUGAAUGGGACAAAGGCUUGGACAAAGAUGACUCAGUUGAUGUAGGCAGUGAUGGAGAACCAGACGCACCCAAAAGUUAGUCUGCUACGCUUGCUGCUUCAUGGAACUGUUUUUCUUUAUUUGUACAUUAUCUUUAUUGUUAUAAAUAAAAAUAGAAA